This is a messenger RNA of Gekko japonicus, 969 nucleotides long. RefSeq names its product olfactory receptor 1020-like. Lineage: Eukaryota; Metazoa; Chordata; Lepidosauria; Squamata; Gekkonidae. Gene Ontology annotation, cellular component: membrane. Gene Ontology annotation, biological process: G protein-coupled receptor signaling pathway. Bases 1 to 969 code for a protein of 322 amino acids. The record is from RefSeq and is a predicted model, not a curated record. The transcript has a single exon. Gene Ontology annotation, molecular function: G protein-coupled receptor activity; olfactory receptor activity.
AUGAACAACAGAGGAAAUGUGUCUUACCAGGUGGAAAAUCAAACAGUUACCACUGAAUUCCUCCUCCUGGGAUUUGGAGAUCUUCACCAUCUGCAGAUCCUUCUCUUCCUGCUGUUUCUACUCAUCUAUAUUGUGACAGUUACUGGGAAUCUCCUUAUCAUUCUCCUGGUUGUGGCUAAUCAGCACCUGCACACCCCUAUGUAUUUCUUCAUAGGAAACCUAUCCUGUUUGGAGACCUGCUACAGCUCAACCCUCCUACCCAGGAUGCUAGUCAGUUUCGUGAAUGGGGACAGAACCAUUUCUGUUAGUGGUUGCAUAGCACAGUUUUAUUUCUUUGGUUGCUUGGCAGGAGCAGAAUGUUUCCUUUUAUCAGCCAUGUCUUAUGAUCGGUAUUCAGCAAUAUGCAAUCCUCUUCAUUAUCCAAAUAUCAUGAACAGUAAGAUUUGUUUUAUUUUAGCUUCCAGUUCUUGGAUUGGUGGCUUUGCAGUAAACACGGUCAUCAUAUCCUUCAUGUCCCAGUUAACAUUUUGUGGGCCCAAUGAAAUUGACCAUUUCUUUUGUGAUUUUGCUCCAUUAAUGGAGCAUUCAUGCAGUGAUACAUAUCUGGUGACAGUAGUAGAUCUUUCAUUCUCUACAAUCUGUGCUCUUCCUCCUUUUCUUUUGACUCUGGCUUCCUACAUUUGUAUCAUUGCUACAAUUUUAAGGAUCCCAUCAACCUCGGGCAGACAAAAAACAUUUUCGACUUGCUCCUCUCAUUUGAUUGUAGUGACAUCAUUCUUUGGGACUCUAAUUUUGGUCUAUAUUGUUCCAUCUUCACCAUCAGCUGUGGAUGUUAAGAAAAUCUUAUCUGUUUUCUAUACUGUUUUGACACCCCUGGUUAACCCUCUAGUCUAUAGCUUCAGAAAUAAGGAAGUGAAUAUUGCCUUCAGGAAAUUCACUAGCAAACACACACAUUUCCAAAAGAAGUGA